AUGAAAAACUUUAUCCAAAAAUUCCAAAACCUAGCCCCAAAAUCCAAAUCCACAACCCGCCCCAAAAAUGACUCCAAAUCCCCGGCCUCCACUUCCGGUACCUCCCUCGACACCAUCCCCCCCGAACUCCUCUCAAACAUCCUAUCCCACCUCCCCUCCAAACGCGACAUCUUCCCCCUCCUCCUAACCUCCAAACGCCUCUACCACAUCACAUACCCUCACAUCUGGAAAAGACUCGAAUCCAACAUCCACGAACGAUCCACCUCCUCCUUAAGUCAUAGAUAUCGAAAAACUGGACUUCGAAGAUUAGGCGAUGAUAUUACUGAUCAAGUAUAUAAUCUGAACAAAGAUGAUAUUCUGGGCUUUAAAUAUCUUAAGCAUAUAGUAUUCUGGGCUGCUGAUUUAGAUGCGGGGAGUGUUUGGAUUGAUUCUGGAUUGUUUGGGGUUGUUUGUGGUCAAAUCAAGGCGGGGAGGAUGAGGUUACGGUUGUUGGAGGUUAUAUUGGAGAGGCCAGAGCAAGUAUGCCACGAAGCGCGUGAAUUCUUAAGUGUUCUGAAAGAAUACUCUAAAACCUGGCCUCAGAAGCUCAAAAUCAGGAUAAACAUCCCCUGGAGCGACCAAUUCUCCGAAUUCAUAGCCAAUAACUUCCGAUUAGAAGAUAUUACAAACCUACGUCUUCGCUCCGACGUAGAUAUCCCAUCCGACGGUGUCGGCGAAGAUGUUGUUGAGAAAACAAUCGACAAUAUUAAACGACUAACAAAUCUUCUCCAAAGACUCCCAUCUUUAAAGAUUCUAUAUAUUUCAGGAUCGGAAAAUAGAUGCGAAAGGGUUCCGACGCUGGUUCAACCGCUGUUAUCUGAGUUAUCUCAACUACAAGAUACAAUUUUGGGGUUGAAAAGAGUUCAAAGUCUUCAUAUUUACGGUCCGCUCUUUCAUCCUUCCUUCUUCGUCACUCCACCGGAAAACGUCAAGAAGUUGACUUUCACGCGAUGUUUCUCAUGGGAAUGGUGGCGACAAUUUUCACAAUGUCCUUUUUCAGAGGUCGAGGAGUUAGAACUCUAUGUUGAUACGGAUUGGAUUAUUUCCGAAUGGGGUUCUCCGGAUGAUAUUGAUAUGAGGAUUCAAGGACAAAAUUUUGUGUAUAGGAUGGAACAUCUUGAACUGAAGAGUUUGAAGAAAUUUAAAACAGAUAGAUGGGUUCGUUUGGAUUUUAUUCCAGAGGGGUUUUUUGAUAUAGUGGUUGCGAAUAAUCCGGGACUCGAUGAGGAAAGUCGGAAGAAUUGCGAGAUUAUGAAGGAAUAA
Messenger RNA from Orbilia oligospora ATCC 24927, 1302 nucleotides. RefSeq lists its product as uncharacterized. The transcript has 2 exons. NCBI's taxonomy places the organism in Eukaryota, Fungi, Ascomycota, Orbiliomycetes, Orbiliales, Orbiliaceae. Bases 1 to 1302 code for a protein of 433 amino acids. The record is from RefSeq and is a predicted model, not a curated record. Gene Ontology annotation, molecular function: protein binding.